AUGCCCAAGAGAAAGGCUGAAGGGGAUACUAAAGGCGAUAAAGCCAAGGUGAAGGACAAACCACAGAGAAGAUGCGUGAGGUUGUCUGCCAAACCUGCUCCUCCAAAGCCAGAGCCCAAGCCUAAAAAUAUCCCUGCAAGGAAGGGAGAGAAGUUACCCAAAGGGAAAAAGGGAAAAAGAAAAGCUGAUGCUGGCAAGGAGGGGAAUAACCCGGUAGAAAAUAGGGAUGCCAAAACAGACUAG
Messenger RNA from Piliocolobus tephrosceles (Ugandan red Colobus), 243 nucleotides. Its product is annotated as non-histone chromosomal protein HMG-17-like. Gene Ontology annotation, biological process: chromatin organization. Bases 1 to 243 code for a protein of 80 amino acids. The transcript is spliced from 2 exons. The record is from RefSeq and is a predicted model, not a curated record. Lineage: Eukaryota; Metazoa; Chordata; Mammalia; Primates; Cercopithecidae. Gene Ontology annotation, cellular component: nucleus; chromatin. Gene Ontology annotation, molecular function: nucleosomal DNA binding.